Messenger RNA from Galendromus occidentalis (western predatory mite), 1893 nucleotides. RefSeq lists its product as uncharacterized. The record is from RefSeq and is a predicted model, not a curated record. NCBI's taxonomy places the organism in Eukaryota, Metazoa, Arthropoda, Arachnida, Mesostigmata, Phytoseiidae. The transcript is spliced from 2 exons. Bases 1 to 1893 code for a protein of 630 amino acids.
AUGAAUCAGAUGCACAAGAUAAUGGAACGCGAGCCGCCGGAGCUCCUCGUGGAUGACAUCCUGGCUCAUCCAUCGCGGUUGGGAUGGAUAAUCGGUGGAUCCGUUCCUAUCGACCAAGGUCAAGUGAAAGGAAAGGUCACUGCAACUCAUAUCGUCUGCUGUGCUGCCGCACUCUCGUCUCGUCAGUCGUCGACGGGAACAGCGGCGGCGAAGGCGUUAGAGACGCUUUGGAGCCUUGAAGCUGUUGGAAUCACAGAUCCUCCUUCGAAUUCGCAAUUGUCCGCGGAUGAAGAGGAGGCACUCCUCCAAUUCAAUCAAGGGAUCACCUACGGCAAUGGUCGCUACGCGGUGUCUUUUCCGAAAAAACCGAGUAUCUCUCAGCUCCCCAACAACUUGAUUGGCGCAAGACAGCGACUCGCCAAGAAGGUUUCUCAACUGCAGCUCGAGCCAGACAGAUACCAGCGUUACCACACUGAGCUCAUGAAAUUCGUUGACGAAGGAUUCGCGGUCGAGAUCCAGAACCUCGAGCCGGCGGAGUUCUCCGCCGUCGAUGGCUCCUAUUUUAUGCCUCAUCACGAGGUGGUGACGUCUUCCAGCGGCAAGGAGAGGUCGCACCCGAUCGCCUUGUCCGCCGAUAUUUCGCGUGCCUACAUGAGGAUCGCGGUCAACGAAACGGAUCAGCCAUUCUUCCGGUUCCUAUGGCAGGCCCCCGGAUCGAGCGCGAUUAAGACAUUCCAAAUGGUGCGUGUCACGUGGGGAGCCGCUUCUUCCGGGUUCCUCUUGGCUGCCACGAUCCGACAUCACCUUGAAAAAGGCGACGCAGCGGUGCCGGAGCUGGCGAAAUGCCUCUAUGCCGACGAUCUUCUGCAGAGUUUCGAAGAUGUCGAGCGCGCGCAGCGUUUCACCGAUAAAGUUCGCCAAUCGCUCGCAUCUGCAGGCAUGCACCUCGCGAAGUGGAAAUCCAAUUCCACCGAACUGAAGAGUCAUUUGCUCGGCACCGGCAUUCAGCCCGACGAUUUCGAUUCGUCGAGCGCGGAGUUCCUAAAGGUUCUGGGUAUAGCCUGGUGCCCGUCAGAGGAUGUUUUUUCGUUCAAAACACCCUCGUUGUUCGACGGCCCAGCGCCCGAAAGUCCUCCAUCGAAGCGCCAGGUCCUGAGCAUAGUCGCCUCUAUCUACGACCCCCUUGGCUGGCUCACGCCAUUCACUCUCCGAGGGAAGAAACUAAUACAGCGGCUGUGGACUCAGAAUUUGGGCUGGAAUGAUAAGAUCCCCGAAGCCAUUCAUGUCGACCUCAAGCGAUGGAUGACCGAGGUCGUGGAGCUGAGACGGUUUCGUAUACCGCGACGAUAUUCGUGCCGGAAUGAUGUUCCGGUCGCCCAUGUUCUGCACCUGUUCGGAGAUGCAUCCACCACCGCAUAUGCCGCGGCCGCUUAUAUUGAGUCGAAAUUCGCGGAUGGAUCGUCUGACUUCGCCUUGGUGAUGUCGAAGUCGAGGCUCGCUCCCCGGGAUUCGCCAUCAUUGCCGCGGCUGGAGUUGCUCGCCUCGCUAAUUGCUGUUCGUCUCAAAAGGUUCCUGAUGGAGCGCCUAAAUAUCGACUUCGAACGCACCUUGUUCUACACUGACUCCACGAUUGCGUACCACUGGGCUACAUCGUCAAGCCCCGGUACUUGGAAACAAUUCGUCAGUAACCGAGUGCGGGAGAUUCAAUCCGAGUCUCGCUCCGAAGACUGGUUCCACUUGAGUGGAGAGUCGAAUAUCAUUGAUUUCGCGACGCGUGGUGUCUCCGCCGCAACCCUGGUCGAGAAUUCCGAGUGGUGGUUCGGACCGAGGUGGCUCCGGCUGCCCCCGAUCAGCGACCCCUUACGCAGCCACGGCGUGGGUCCGUCAGCCUAG